Molecule: messenger RNA, 1033 nt
Organism: Hibiscus syriacus
Lineage: Eukaryota; Viridiplantae; Streptophyta; Magnoliopsida; Malvales; Malvaceae
Product: probable carboxylesterase 12
Exons: 1
Coding region: 43-969 (308 amino acids)
Molecular function (GO): hydrolase activity
Source: RefSeq, a predicted model, not a curated record
GAACCUCUUUCCUGAGAUUUAGAAUCCAUCUUCUUCUCCAAAAUGGCUUCAAACUGUUCCCCAGAAAUAGCCAAGGUGUUCGUCCCUUCAUUUCCCAUGUUCCAAGUUUAUAAAGACGGUCGAGUCGAGAGACUCCGGGAAACUGAAACGGUGCCACCAUGCGACGACCCUCAACUCGCCGUUCGAUCCAAGGACACACCGGUGUCUACCCUCACCUCGGCUCGUAUUUUUCUCCCCCAAACCGCAGACCCCACCGCCAAAAUCCCGCUUCUCAUCUACAUCCACGGCGGCGCGUUUUGCCUAGAGUCUCCUUUCUCUCCUACUUAUCAUAAAUACCUCACUUCCGUGGUCAAUAAAGCCAAAGUAAUAGCAGUUUCGGUAGAGUACAGAAAAGCCCCGGAGUACAAGCUCCCCAUUGCAUACGACGACGUAUGGACCGCGAUCAAGUGGGUGGCUUUGCACGCUAAAAGGGACGGUCCCGAGCCAUGGCUCAACGAAAGAGCCGACUUCGAUCGAGUCUUCUUGGCCGGAGACAGUGCUGGUGCCAACAUUGCACAUAACAUGAUAAUGAAAGCUUCUGGUGCAUCAGUGGAUGACCUGAUUAGACUCAGAUUCGUUGGUUUGCUUUUGUUAAACCCUUAUUUCACGAACCAUGAGCGCGAUGAGCUGAUUGAGUUCAUUUUUCCGACAAGCAGCGGUUGGAAUGACCCGAUGUUGAACCCGGGUUGCGACGUUGACAAGCUAGCUGCCGGUCUGAUUUGCGAAAGGGUUCUGGUUUGUGUUGCGGAUAAAGACUUCUUGAGAGAAAGGGGAGUGAGUUACUAUGAAGCAGUGAAGAAGAGCGGGUGGAAUGGAGUUAUAGAGAUGGCGGAAACUCAAGGAGAGGGACAUGUUUUUUUCUUGUUAAAACCGGAUUGCGAAAAAGCCGUGGACUUGAUGAACCGAGUUUCUUCAUUUAUGAACCCUUGAAAACUUGAAACCCAACCCAUCAUGCCUCCAUGGAUCAGUUGUGGUUAAUUUGGGUUCAUCUGUU